AUGACGGAAGAGCAGGGGACAUCACAGCCGCUACGGGCGUGGCUGCUUCUGAUGCAGCUGGACGGCGGGCUGCGCUGCAUCUCCCUCGCAGACGGCAAAGACUCCUGGACCACGGGGCAUCCUGGAGGUCAACUCUCCUACUGUGGAUCUAGGCGCAGCAGCGAGACGGAGCGAUGGAUGUGGGCGCACCGGCCGCCCCGUGCUGCGUGCAGGGGCUGCAAGAAUGUAUCCGGACUCAAUUGUAGUGAACUACAAGUAGGAAAGGAUCAUGUGGAUGCGUGCGUGGACGCUCUAGAUGUCGGUUGGGAAGGUAGCGGCAUUGACUGCUGUCUUGUGUCACUCCCCCACGGUGACAAUGCGAGUGCUCCUCCGCUAAAGUGGUGUCUCCUUACAGAUGAGUGGUACGGCGACGGUGGGACCGUUGGGCUGCCUGUGGACGAUGUGCUAGAGUGCUGGAAAACUUGCUCCUGCCCUACUCACAGGCCCGUGGAUCUGCAGCAGAGGCAAACAUCGUACAUGGAGCUAGAUUUAUUCACAGGAAAAGUUCUUUCUAGCCUUGGAACGGAAGCGGAUCAUGCAAUGCUGGAGACGGUGGAAAGCUCAGCCAAUACGGAGUCAGGGCUGCGCCUGGCAGUGCAACGCACCGACAAUUCUCGAACGUUGGUGUUUCCGCUCCAGAGUAUGCCCUCACGCACUGAUGCUGAGAGUGUGACAGGUGACUUGUGCCGCUCUUGGUAUGCAGUGACUUCAAGCGUUGAGUUUAAUGUGCUAUGUAUGUCCGUCGAUGAUUCACCGUGCGAGCCGCUGUUGGACGCGAGGCGUGAUGUAUUCUGCAUCGAACAGACAUUGGCGAUGGACGGCGUCACGGCCUCUCUGUGUAAUGCUGGCAAUGCGGGAGGGUUUAUGGAAAUGCAGCUCUCGAUCUCCUCCCCUGUUGUUUCCGCACACAUUGUGUGGCUCCAGCAACACUCUAUCGCCACAGGUGACGGAGGUGCUGCGUCACAGGUGAGUUGCGAGGAGAUCCCUGUUGUCAAUUCAACGGGACACCCGCGAACGCACAUCCGUGCUGGUUGGUUGCAGCAGCACAAAGAACAUAAAAAUGUGCUUUCCGGUUUUCUCGAUGGUAAACGUAGGGUUUUCUUUGUUGACUCUAUAACAGGAACAGGAGAAACAGUACCGCGCGUUGGAUCGCAGCUGUUGCCGGCAACUUCUGCAAACUCUCCGACCUCGUGGCGCACGGAUGAUGAUGAUGAUGAUGAAGCAUAUUUGCUCUUUAACAGAGACGACUCUGGCGAGGCAUACCCAACUUCACCGAGCGGGGUUUCAAGCAACGCGCUUGUGCUUCGCGCCCAAACGGCAUCGUUCACAAGUGAUAAUGGAGGAAGCCUGAUGCCUGUGCGCAGUGGGACUUCCUUCUUUGACGAGAACUAUGAGGUCAUAGCGCUCUUGGGCCGUGGUGCCUCUGGUGCGGUUCUUCUUACGCGGCACCGCGUGACAAGUUUGUUCUACGCCGUCAAGGUGCUGCUUGUGCGGGACAACUUCACUGAAGAGGAGGCGAUUCAAGAGGUGCGUCUGCACGCCCUGCUGCAGAAUAAGUACCUUGUCCGCUACUACGCGUGUUGGUCGGAAGCAGUAACGCCGUGCCGCGUGGAGCAACUUGCGAGCAUUGGUCUGUGCGAUGCCAAGGAAGCCAAAGGCAUGUGUGCCAUCAGUGGCCUACAGCGCAUCGGCUGGAUGGGCGAUCAAGGUGGUGCAAUUAACAACAACCUGCUGCUAGCGGCUCCGCAGCACGGCAACACGGGAGUGUACCUCGCCGGGGACGACAGCAUGGAGAGCACACAAGCAGCAUCACCUCUCAGCAGCGUCGGCGCGAUGAACGACGAGUACGCCAACUCAUCGAGCGAAACCAGCUCGUCCUCUACGCGGUCCUCGGAGACUAUCCUUGGAGCGCGAGUGGUGUUCCUACAAAUGGAGUACUGCCAAACCACCCUGGCGCACCGUUUGGGUUCGCGUACUGUCAUUGAUCGUGUGGAGAAUAUCAUCAUUGCGUUACAGAUGUUCGACGGGCUGCGCUAUAUCCACAGGUGUGGAUGUCUACACCGCGAUGUGAAACCGACAAAUAUUUUCCUCGACUACCGCUUCCAAAUGGUUGCUACGGACGACACAAGCGACGAUGCCGAUGAUGAUGAUGAUGAUGAUGAUAUCAACAACGACUACGAAAACGGCGGUGGCGCUCGUGACGGUUCGGGUGCGACCGAGUGGACCGUGCCGGGGCUGACGACGGUGAAGUAUGCGCCCUCCUCCUCCGCUUUUGAGCUGCUGGAGACAAACGCCUCCGUGGGAUCACUGGCGCUUCACCUACGGCGGCUAAGCGAUGCAAAGGAGGAGCCCAAGAGGCGGAAAGCGAUACGAAGGGUGCGGGCGUGGCUGAAGCGGCGUCUUGUGCAGGUUCGCGUCGGGGACUUUGGCCUUGCUAAGCCGCUAAGUGACCAGCGUGUCGACGUCGCCGGAUACUUCAACCGCAGCGCCAUCAACACCGUCGGCGCCGGCUCGCCGCUCUACUCCAGCCCGGAGCAGCUGGAGGGGAACCUUUGCACGGCUGCCUCUGAUGCGUACGCCAGUGGUGUGGUGCUGGCGGAGAUGUAUCUGCAGCCCAAGACAGUCUCGGAGCGGCUUCACGAGCUUCGGCGCGUGCGCGAGGGCGUGUUCCCGGACGCCGCACUCUUGUCACAGUACCCGGAGUUGUGGGUGGUACGAGGCUUAACGCGGCAGGAUCCCAAGUCACGCAUGCCUCUUCGUGACGCGAGUCGAGUGCUAGCGAAGACUGCAGAUAAACUACUACUUUCGUUUCUUUUGAAAUGA
Messenger RNA from Trypanosoma grayi, 2862 nucleotides. RefSeq names its product protein kinase. Gene Ontology annotation, biological process: protein phosphorylation. NCBI's taxonomy places the organism in Eukaryota, Euglenozoa, Kinetoplastea, Trypanosomatida, Trypanosomatidae. Gene Ontology annotation, molecular function: protein kinase activity; ATP binding. Bases 1 to 2862 code for a protein of 953 amino acids. The record is from RefSeq and is a predicted model, not a curated record. The transcript has a single exon.